UUUGAGUGUGUGUGCGCGUGUCUCUGCCUGCAGCCUGAGAGUCGCACCGAGCAAACAGCGGCUUUUGUGCGUCUGAUGCACCGCGCUCGACGCACCUGUGAGGAGAUAAACCCGCCCGGUACCGCCCGGUGCUCCCGCCCCGCCGCUCCACAGCCGCCCCGCCGAACCGGAGACCCCGCUGCUGUUACAGGAACCUGGAUUUAAAAACUGCGGCUCCGUGGACUUUACGGCUGGAUUUUAGCAGUUGGAUACUGUUGCUGGUGUGUUUGAUCAGUGAUGGAACUGAGAGAGGCCAGCCGAUCCCUUGUCAGCUCCAUUUCCCAGCAGACAAAAUGAAGGAGGACGUUCCACUCUCCCUGAUAUCCAGAGAAGUCCAUUCCAUCAGACCUCGCUCUACAAGUCUUGAUUUCAUGUGUUCUAAAGCAUAGAAAGGCAUCUUAAAGCAUCCCCUCCUGCUGCGGUUAGCCCUCUUUAACCCCACAGAGGAAAACAAGGAUUCCUUCAAACCAUCACUGCCCUGCAGCUACUGGACUAAUUAUUGUGAUUUACCUUAAGACUGUUAAACGCAACGACUGUUCUCCCACUGUUGCCCUUUUCCCUUUUAAAACAUAUUUUUAUAUGAAAUAUUUAUCUGAAUAUAUCUGUACACUUAUUGUGGAUAAAACUGUGGAACUCUGAAGUUCAGUCUAAGCACCCUAAGAGUUCAUUGUGAUUGAAUCCCCUCAGACACUUUCUUGGAGUAAAUACAUAUUUGCAGCUAUGGAUCUUGUAGGUUUUUCUAUCAGGCUGCAAGUGUUCCUCAGCACAUGUCUGGGAUUGGAGUUUUUAGGAACACCAGGUCAGUGGGCACGCUACCUCCGCUGGGACGCCAGCACCCGCGGUGACCUCAGCUUCCAGUUUAAGACAGAGGCCUCAGAGGCGCUGCUGCUGUACUUCGAUGAUGGAGGUUACUGUGACUUUCUGCAGCUCUCGGUGGUGGAGGGAUGGCUGCAGCUGUGCUUCAGCAUCGACUGUGCUGAGACCACCAUCGUGUCUGACAGACGAGUAGACGAUGGUAGCUGGCAUGUUGCCACCCUGAGCAGGUAUAACCUGCGCACGGUGCUGGUGCUGGACGGCCAGGCCAAAGCAGAUGAAGUGCAGCCUCAGCGUCAGUUCAUGAAAAUAGUGAGCGACCUGUUCCUGGGUGGAGUACCUCAGGACAUCCGCAGCGGUGCCCUUACGCUGCCGACAGUGCGAAACAUGCAGCCCUUCAGGGGAACAAUUACAGACCUCAAAUAUGGCAUCUCACAGCCCCUGUUCCUGGGAAGCCUUAAGGUGCCCCUGGAGUCCGAGGGGUGGUGCACCGUGAACCCAUGUGAGAAUGGAGGGACAUGCACUGUGGUGGACGGAGAGCCGGUCUGUGACUGCUCCAAGACUGAAUACAAGGGCCGCUUCUGCAGUGAAGAGGUCAACAACAAUAUGCCAGGCCUUGCACAUAUGAUGGCAGAACAAGCUAAAAGCAAAGGUACAGCUUUUUCGCAGUCUUUCUAUUUCCGCCUGUAUGAAAAGCGACGCUUGCUCUCACGAGAAGAGAACGUGGCCACUUUCCGAGGCUCGGAAUACUUCUGCUACGAUCUGUCCCAGAACCCCAUCCAGAGCAGCAGCGAUGAGAUUACACUUUCCUUUAAGACGUGGCAGCGCAACGGCCUCAUCCUGCACACCGGCAAGUCAGCUGACUACGUCAACCUGGCCCUGAAGGAUGGAGCCGUCUCCCUGGUCAUCAACCUGGGCUCUGGGGCCUUUGAAGCCAUCGUGGAGCCAGUCAAUGGGAAAUUCAACGACAACGCGUGGCAUGAUGUUAAAGUGACCCGCAACCUUCGGCAGGUGACAAUAUCAGUCGAUGGGAUUCUGACCACCACAGGAUACACCCAGGAAGACUACACUAUGCUGGGCUCUGAUGACUUCUUCUAUGUGGGUGGAAGUCCCAGCACAGCAGACCUGCCCGGAUCUCCAGUCAGCAAUAACUUCAUGGGCUGUCUCAAGGAGGUGGUGUAUAAGAACAACGACAUCCGCCUGGAGUUGUCCCGUCUGGCUCGAAUCGUGGACCCUAAGAUGAAGAUCCAGGGUGAGGUGUUCUACAAGUGUGAGAACGUGGCAACCCUUGACCCGAUAUCUUUUGAGACCCCCGAGGCCUACAUCAGCCUCCCCAAGUGGAACACCAAGAGGAUGGGAUCCAUCUCUUUUGAUUUCCGCACGACUGAACCCAACGGCCUCAUCCUGUUCACCCAUGGCAAACCCCAGGAACGUAAAGAUGCUGCCCGCAGCCAGAAGAACACCAAGGUGGAUUUCUUUGCUGUAGAACUGUUGGAUGGCAGCUUGUACCUGCUGCUGGACAUGGGCUCAGGGACCAUCAAGGUGAAGGCCACUCAGACGAAGGUGAACGAUGGGGCCUGGUAUCACGUGGACAUCCAAAGAGACGGACGCUCAGGCACCAUCUCUGUAAACAGCAGAAGGACUCCAUUCACAGCCAGUGGUGAGAGUGAGAUCCUGGACCUGGAGGGUGACAUGUACUUGGGGGGGCUUCCAACGGACCGCACCAACCUCAUCCUGCCCACAGAACUCUGGACAGCAAUGCUCAACUACGGCUACGUGGGCUGUAUCCGUGACCUUUUCAUUGACGGUCGAAGCAAGGACAUCCGUCAGAUUGCUGAAGCACAAAAUGGUGCCGGCAUCAAACCGUCGUGCAACAAACAACAAGGCAAGCAGUGUGAGAGCUACCCAUGCAAGAACCGAGGUAUCUGCAAAGAAGGCUGGAAUCGAUUCAUCUGCGACUGCACCGGCACUGGCUACUGGUCACGCACCUGUGAGCGAGAGGCUUCCAUCCUCUCCUACGACGGCAGCAUGUACAUGAAGGUGGUGAUGCCGACCAUCAUGCACACCGAGGCGGAGGACGUCUCCCUGCGGUUUCGCUCCCAGCGGGCUUACGGCCUCCUCAUGGCCACCACCUCCAGAGACUCAGCUGACACCCUCCGGCUGGAGCUGGACGGGGGUCGCGUCAAACUCACGGUCAACCUAGACUGUAUCAGGAUAAACUGUAACUCCAGCAAGGGACCGGAGACCCUGUAUGCCGGGCAAAAGCUCAAUGAUAAUGAAUGGCAUACAGUGCGUGUGGUGCGCCGCGGCAAAACCUACAAGCUAACGGUUGACGAUGAUGUAGCAGAAGGCCAAAUGGUGGGUGACCACACUCGUCUGGAGUUCCACAACAUUGAGACAGGCAUCAUGACGGAGCGCCGCUUUGUUUCCAGCAUCCCGUCCAGCUUCAUCGGACAUCUGCAGAGCCUUAGAUUUAACGGCAUGCUCUACAUUGACCUGUGCAAGAACGGUGAUAUCGAUUAUUGUGAGCUAAAUGCUCGCUUUGGGAUUCGUUCCAUUAUCGCCGACCCUGUUACCUUUAAAUCCAAGAGCAGCUACCUGAGCCUGGCCACGCUACAGGCCUACACAUCCAUGCACCUCUUCUUCCAGUUCAAGACCACCUCCCCAGACGGCUUCAUACUCUUCAACUCUGGAGACGGCAAUGAUUUUAUCGCCGUGGAACUGGUUAAAGGAUACAUCCACUAUGUCUUUGACCUUGGAAAUGGGCCCAACCUCAUCAAGGGGAAAAGUGAACGGGCACUAAAUGACAACCAGUGGCACAAUGUGGCCAUCACUCGAGACAACAGCAACACCCACACACUGAAAGUAGACGCUAUAGCCACCAGCCAGAGCAUCAACGGGGCCAAGAACCUGGACCUGAAAGGUGAUCUGUUCAUCGCAGGACUUGGUCCAGGCAUGUACGGCAACCUGCCUAAACUGGUGGCUUCCAGAGAAGGCUUCCAGGGCUGCUUGGCGUCAGUGGACCUCAACGGUCGCCUGCCGGAUCUCCUCAAUGACGCCUUGUUUCGCAGCGGGCAGAUUGAGCGUGGAUGUGAAGGUCCCAGCACCACCUGUCAGGAGGACUCCUGUGCCAACAUGGGUAUCUGCAUCCAGCAGUGGGAGAACUACACCUGCGACUGCUCCAUGACCUCCUACACCGGCACACAGUGCAACGACCCUGGGACGACGUACAUCUUUGGCAAAGGAGGAGGCCUCAUUACAUUCAAGUGGCCGGCCAAUGAGAGGCCGAGCACCAGGACGGACAGACUGACCGUGGGCUUCAGCACCUCCCUGAAGGACGGCAUCCUGGUCCGGAUCGACAGCGCCCCUGGUCUAGGGGACUACCUCAUGCUGCACAUACAACAAGGAAAGAUUGGAGUGACGUUCAACAUCGGCACCGUGGACAUCGGUGUGCAGGAGAGCAGCACCCCAGUGAAUGAUGGGAAGUAUCACGUUGUCCGUUUCACCAGGAACGGUGGCAACGCCACGCUGCAGGUGGAUAACUGGUCCAUCAACGAGCAUUUCCCAACAGGGAACAGCGACAUUGAACGCUAUCAAAUGGCCAAUAAGAAAAUUCCUUUCAAAUAUACCAGACCAGUAGAAGAAUGGCUACAAGAGAAAGGACGGCAGCUAACAAUUUUCAACACUCAAGCAACAGUCGCAAUUGGUGGUAGCGAUCGCAGCAGACCCUUUCAGGGUCAACUGUCGGGCCUUUAUUACAAUGGCCUUAAGGUGUUGAACAUGGCCGCUGAGGGCAACCCUAACAUCAAGAUUAAUGGCAGUGUGAGGUUGGUAGGUGAUGUGCCCAGUGUGGCAGGUUCAGCUAGGACCACAGCCAUGCCUCCAGAGAUGUCUACCACCUUCAUAGAAACCACCACCAUGAUGUCCACCACCACCACACGGAAACACAGAUCCUCCUCAACUGUACAGCAUACGGGAGAUGACAUGGGGUCAUCUGCAGAGUGUUCGAGCGAUGACGAAGACCUGGAGGAGUGUGAAAGCCAAGCAGGUGGGCUAGCACUCCCCACAGAGCCAGGCGUCAGGCGAGUUCCAGGGCCCUCGGAAGUGGUCCGUGAAUCUAGCAGCACCACCGGGAUGGUCAUCGGAAUAGUGGCGGCCGCUGCCCUGUGCAUCCUCAUCCUUCUGUAUGCCAUGUAUAAGUACAGGAACAGGGAUGAAGGCUCCUACCAGGUGGACGAGAGCAGGAACUACAUAACCAACUCAGCUGUGCAGAGCAAUGGCGCUGUCAUGAAGGACAAACAGCAGAGCUUGAAAGGCAGCAACAAGAGACAGAAAAAUAAGGAUAAGGAGUAUUAUGUGUGACUGUGAGACUUUCGUGAACACGUGAGAGUAAAGAAAGAAAGAAAGCACUAAGAGACCAUUUACCUACCAGUUUCCUUGUGAGGAGCUAUGACAAAUGAUGGUAUAACAUGGAACUUGAAUAAUCUUAUACUGUGCUGAGUAGUUGAACUGAUGAUAUGUACUGUAACAUAAAGCACACUUACUAUUAAGCAUACGCUUAAUGACAAGGUUAAAUAGCAACUUUAGAGACCUUACUCUUCUAUCUGGUCAGAGACAUUAUCAGUAUAGAAAUAUUUCACAGCAUCAUUCUCCUAAGUGACUUUUAGAGCUCUGUGAUCCUUGGCAUUAAACAAUUUUUUUGUGAAAUUGUUAAUUACAAAAGGCUCAUAAUCUUCUACAUUUUCAGCAUGUAAGCAACAUGUAGUGCUUAACAAGAGGGGUCAGGCACACAAUCAUUGUAAAAGUAAAAAGGACUCUUGUAUCAAAAUAUUACAAAUUUUUAUGGUUUAUAAAUAAUAUAAGUGUGGUGUAUUUUUGCUUUAAGCAAAAGAAAAAAAUGACAAAAAGAACAGCAAGAAAAGAAAACUAUUUCUGUGUAUAAAAUGAAACCAAGUGAGCAAAUUGCCACAGGCAGAUCUUAUAGCAUCGGUUUGCUCUGGCAUCUAAUUCACCACAAUAAUCCUCAUUGUCUGACAGGCACAGGUCUUGUUUUGUGGAAAGAAUUUGCUGGUUCUCUUGGUAUGAAGCGACUGAUUGUAAAAUGCAUGCCAUCCUAAUUCUACAGUAAAGUCCAGUAUAGUAAAAGUCCAGUAUACAGUGUUCAACUUGGACCAUGUUCUCUUCAAUGCAAAAACAGUUGUCAUCAAAUCAGGACUUCCCCUCUUCUGAAACCCCUCAAAAGUGUUAAAUAUGGGAAAAAAAGACAACUAUCUCCUAAAGAAAAGGUCUAUUAUUGAUGCACAGACAGUGGUGGUUUUAUCUUUUGCAAAACUGUAUGUUGGUUCAUUGCCUAUCAUUCUCUUUUCUAUGGAGGUGUCAGGAAGAAGACAAAUGCAGUACUACAACACUGUUAAUGUGUAUACAGAAAUAAAUCAAAUGUUGAAAGUGUGAAUUCUAUCUGCUGUCACAGUCAACUGUGUCAAAAAAUAAGAAAUUUGUUUACAUAUUUUAUUACAUGCUAUCUGUUGUACUUUGUAGGUAGUAAAUUGUACAUAUACCAUGACAGUUGUAAUUUUUAGUACCUCUAUUGUACAGACUGAACAUAUGGUUUAUCAACAGAGUUCAUGACAAAAUCUAUUAACUGUUACUUUACAUGGAGAAAGACUUUAAACAGAAUGUGGAGAAUCAUAUUGAUAUUCAUAAAGAAUAAAAAUGUAUUGUUAGCCUAGAGAUCUAAACGGAGAUGUUUCUAAAGUUGCAUGAAUAUUUAACUACUUGCAGUUGUCCAACAAAUACAAGGUGCCCUUCCUUCUGUA
Molecule: messenger RNA, 6668 nt
Organism: Acanthochromis polyacanthus (spiny chromis)
Lineage: Eukaryota; Metazoa; Chordata; Actinopteri; Pomacentridae
Gene: nrxn3a
Product: neurexin 3a
Exons: 24
Coding region: 760-5214 (1484 amino acids)
Source: RefSeq, a predicted model, not a curated record